This is a messenger RNA of Monodelphis domestica (gray short-tailed opossum), 1226 nucleotides long. RefSeq names its product olfactory receptor 1f45. Gene Ontology annotation, cellular component: membrane. Lineage: Eukaryota; Metazoa; Chordata; Mammalia; Didelphimorphia; Didelphidae. Gene Ontology annotation, biological process: G protein-coupled receptor signaling pathway. The record is from RefSeq and is a predicted model, not a curated record. Gene Ontology annotation, molecular function: G protein-coupled receptor activity; olfactory receptor activity.
AUGGAAGGAGGAAAUCAGUCUAGAAUCUCCGAGUUCAUACUCCUGGGCCUUUCAGACCAGCCAGAAGAGGAGAGGCUCCUCUUCCUGGCAUUCCUAUUUAUGUAUCUGAUCACAGGGCUGGGGAAUCUGCUCAUCAUACUGGCCAUUAGAACUGACUCUCACCUCCACACUCCUAUGUACUUCUUCCUUAGCAACUUAUCCCUGGUCGACAUCUGCUUCACAUCUACCACCAUACCCAAAAUGCUAGCAAAUCAUGUAUCUGGGAAUAAGAUGAUCCCCUACUCUGGGUGCCUGACACAAGUAUUCUUCUUCAUUUGGUUUGCUGGAAUAGACAGUUUCCUCCUUACUGCCAUGGCUUAUGACCGCUACGUGGCAAUCUGUGCCCCGUUACACUACAGCACAAUCAUGACUCCAAGGAUCUGUGCCCUUCUACUUGCAGUAUCAUGGUUUUCAGCCUAUGUUAAUGCCCUAACACACACUGUCCUGCUGACCCGACUCUCGUUCUGUGGCCACAAUGAAAUCCCUCACUUCUUCUGUGACCUCAGUCCCCUGCUGAAGUUGGCCUGCUCAGAUACCUUCAUCAAUGACUUGAUGGUCUACACAGUGGGAGCAUUGCCAAUCAUCACCCCAUUCAUAGGCAUCCUGAUCUCCUACACUCAAAUUUUCAUGGCUGUGCUGAGGAUUCCUUCUGCAGGUGGGAAGCGGAAAGCUUUCUCUACUUGUGGUUCCCACCUUGCUGUGGUGUCUCUAUUCUAUGGAACACUUAUUGGAGUGUACUUCAGUCCUACAUCCACCCAUACAGUCCAACAGGACACAGCAGCAGCUGUGAUGUACACAGUGGUCACUCCUAUGCUGAACCCUUUCAUCUACAGUCUGAGGAAUAAGGACAUGAAACAAGCCCUGAAGAUGCUCCUCACCAGGAAACCUGGCCUUACUCUUUGACUAUGAGACAUCCUCCUAGGCUUCAGCACCUACUGUGUCAGACAACAACCCAAGUUCUGUACAAGAAGGUUUGAAUUCAUAGGUACUUUGAAAUCUAUCCAUGGACCCCCCAGUUAAGAACUUCUGAUCUACAGUGAUACAUGUAAAACCCAGGAGAAUUGCUCAUUGGCUCCAGGAGGAGAGAAUGAGGAGAGGAGGGAAAGAACAUGAAUCAUGGAACCAUGGAAAAUAAUCUUAAAUAAAUAAACUUUUUUAAAAAAAGAACUUCUGAUCUAGUCCAACCU